AUGGCGUCCGUUCAUGCCCCGGCAGAUUCUUCUGCAUCACUUUCGGUCUCUCCAGCCACAGAUGAACCCGAACAAAACCAAGAGGAUAGCGACAAUGUGGAGCGUGAAUUUGAGCGCGAAGCGUUUGGUCCUCAGCCCGGAGACAAGGCGUGGGAUCCGUACGAGAUUCACAUUGCGCCAGACGACCCAGACCACCCCUUUUCGUGGUCAAGGCUGUAUAGAUGGUAUCUUACGAUGCUAGCAGGUGUCGUGUUGCUCAAUGCAACGUUCGCGAGUUCCGCACCAACAGGGAUCGUUCCACAACUGAUGGAGCACUUUAGCUUCGGUGGAGAAGUAGCGACAUUGACGAUCUCUCUCUUCGUUGCCGGCUAUUGUGUAGGUCCGCUCUUGUGGGGACCGCUAUCGGAACAGUUUGGCCGGCGAUACGUCUUCAUUGGCACCUUCAUUGUCUACACGGGCUUCCAAGUUGGCGCAGCUCUUUCGCCCAAUACCGCGUCGAUUCUCAUAUUCCGCUUCCUUGGUGGGACUUUUGCGGCGGCUCCACUGUCGAAUAGCGGUGCCUUGAUAUCAGAUAUCUGGGACGCAGGCACUCGUGGAGAGGCACUCGCCUUCUUCACUCUCGCGCCUUUCGCGGGCCCGACACUUGGCCCCAUCGUUUCCGGCUUCAUGGCGACGGCUGGCGUUGACUGGCGAUGGGUAUUUUGGGUCCUGACCUUCUUCGCUGGUGCAUGCUUGAUUUUGAUCGUCCUUACGCUGCCGGAGACUUUCCUACCUAUCAUCAUGGUGCGCCGAGCCCAGAAGAUGCGCAAAGAGACGGGUGACGAUAGGUAUUUCGCGCCAUACGAACGCCAGAAGCUUGGCUUCUCGCAGCAUGUCAAGCGUGUGUUAGCGCGGCCCUUCCUUAUACUCUUCAAAGAACCAAUGCUGCUUGCUAUUACCGUGUACAUGAGUUUCGUGUACGGCUGCAUCUACAUCCUCUUCGAGGCGUACCCGAUCGUAUAUACCGAAGGCCAUAACUUCAACGAGGGCAUUUCCGGGCUCAUGUUCCUCCCCGUCUUCAUUGGCGGCUGCGCAGGCGUGUUCUCCUACCUCCUGAUCUUCAACCCGCGCUAUGUCAAGGCGCAGGCCCGCUACGCACCCGAACCCGUCCCGCCCGAAUUCCGACUCGAGAUCUGCAUGCUCGCCGCGCCGCUCUUCGCCAUCUCGUUUUUCUGGUUCGCCUGGACCUCGUACCCGAGCAUCUCCUUCUGGGCGCCGCUCAUCUCGGGCUUCCCGCUCGGAUGGAGCAUCGUGUGGAUCUUCCUCGCGCUCUUCAACUACAUGAUCGACGCGUAUCUCUUCGUCGCCGCGUCCGCGCUCGCCGCGAACACCGUCGCGCGGUCAUGCUUCGGCGCGGGCUUCCCGCUGUUCGCGACGCAGAUGUACAACAAGCUCGACCCGCGCUGGGCGUCGACGCUGCUCGGCUGCAUCGCGGUGCUCCUCGGGCCGAUCCCCUUCGUGCUGUACAAGCUCGGGCCCGCGAUCCGGCGCCGCUCGAAGUACGCGCCGACGAAGCCGCCGGUGGAGCAGAAGAACGUCGAGAAGGAGGUGGACCCGACGAACAACGCAUAA
Postia placenta MAD-698-R-SB12 is the source of this 1611-nucleotide messenger RNA. RefSeq lists its product as hypothetical. Lineage: Eukaryota; Fungi; Basidiomycota; Agaricomycetes; Polyporales; Adustoporiaceae. The record is from RefSeq and is a predicted model, not a curated record. The transcript has 6 exons. The coding region runs from base 1 to 1611 and encodes 536 amino acids. Gene Ontology annotation, molecular function: transmembrane transporter activity. Gene Ontology annotation, biological process: transmembrane transport.